Messenger RNA from Grammomys surdaster, 2324 nucleotides. It is a transcript of the gene Ehf, whose product is annotated as ETS homologous factor. Gene Ontology annotation, biological process: cell differentiation; regulation of transcription by RNA polymerase II. Bases 134 to 1036 code for a protein of 300 amino acids. NCBI's taxonomy places the organism in Eukaryota, Metazoa, Chordata, Mammalia, Rodentia, Muridae. Gene Ontology annotation, molecular function: DNA-binding transcription factor activity, RNA polymerase II-specific; sequence-specific DNA binding. The transcript has 9 exons. Gene Ontology annotation, cellular component: nucleus. The record is from RefSeq and is a predicted model, not a curated record.
CUCUGAUGAGAGCUCAGACGUGAUAAGGCCGUGGCUCGCCAUCCCGGUAGGAGCUGGUGUGAUAGCUUCCUGCCUUCUUCUCAUCGCCAGAGCCAUAGGACUUCCCACCCAGAAUCUUUAGGUAAAUGAGAUCAUGAUUCUGGAAGGAAGUGGUGUAAUGAAUCUCAACCCAGCCAACAACCUCCUUCACCAGCAGCCAGCCUGGACGGACACCUACCCUACAUGCAAUGUUUCCAGUGGUUUUUUUGGAGGCCAGUGGCAUGAAAUCCACCCUCAGUACUGGACCAAAUACCAGGUGUGGGAAUGGCUGCAGCAUCUCCUGGACACCAACCAGCUGGAUGCUAGCUGCAUCCCUUUCCAGGAGUUUGACAUCAGCGGAGAACACCUAUGCAGCAUGAGCCUGCAGGAGUUUACGAGGGCAGCAGGCUCUGCCGGGCAGCUGCUCUACAGCAACUUACAGCAUCUUAAGUGGAACGGUCAAUGCAGCAGUGACCUUUUCCAGUCCUCACACAAUGUCAUUGUCAAGACUGAACAAACUGAUCCUUCCAUCAUGAACACAUGGAAAGAAGAAAACUAUCUCUAUGAUCCCAGCUAUGGUAGCACAGUAGAUCUGUUGGACAGCAAAACUUUCUGCAGGGCUCAGAUCUCCAUGACAACCUCCAGUCACCUUCCAGUUGCAGAGUCACCUGAUAUGAAAAAGGAGCAAGACCACCCUGUAAAGUCCCACACCAAAAAGCACAACCCAAGGGGCACUCACUUAUGGGAGUUCAUCCGAGAUAUUCUCCUUAGCCCAGACAAGAACCCAGGGCUGAUCAAGUGGGAAGAUCGUUCAGAAGGCAUCUUCAGGUUCCUGAAGUCAGAAGCUGUGGCUCAGCUGUGGGGGAAGAAGAAAAAUAACAGUAGUAUGACGUAUGAGAAGCUCAGCCGGGCCAUGAGAUAUUACUACAAACGAGAGAUCCUGGAACGUGUGGAUGGACGACGGCUGGUCUAUAAGUUUGGGAAGAAUGCUCGUGGAUGGAGAGAAAAUGAGAACUGAGGCUGCCAACCCUUGGGACACAAACCAAAACACACAGCAAAUGGAUUGUGAUCAAUGAAGAACUGGACGUAAAUAUUUCAAAGACUACUUUUCUGUGAUAUUUAUGUACCAUGAAGGGACAAAGAAAAUCUACUUCUGACGGGAAGAAGGAACACUACAGUUGAUAAAAAAAAUUAUUUUGUUACUUUGAAGUAUGUCCUAUGUGGGGAACAAAUGUACACAGUUUUCUGUGAACUAUGAAGCUGUAUGUGGUUGUGAUUUGCUGUUGCCUCUUUGUGGUGUUCUUUUCUACCCCGAGAACAACAGGGCCUGCAGCCUUGUGCUUGUUGCUAAGAGGAAGGGAUAGGAAAUGAGGGCAUUAAAUGUUUUCAAAUGUAAAAGGACUUUUAAAAAAAGGCAAUAUGUAUUCUCUGCAUAUAAACAUCCAUGUGACUGCCUCAAGAGAAAUGGGAUUGGGUAGGUAGGACAAAGUCCAGAUCCUCAGAUUGCUGGGAUCAAUCCAAAAGAUGCUGGGAAGUUUGCCUUGAAUUGGGAGACAGUGAGUUGAGAGUGGGAACUUUGACAAUCCAGAGUGGCCUAUAAUCACGUCAUGAUCACAGGACUGGGAAUGUUUGAAUACGUGAGAACAAUGGUAGGAGAAGAGCUUACUCUCGUUCAUGGAUGAUUUUCAUGUAACCCCUUGACCCUUGAAUGGUUGGUUAGAAAAGUCAGUUACCACAUGCGGUCACUUCUAGUUAUUUAGAGUUUAGCCCAAAUAUUGAAAAAUAAGUGGGACAGGAAGAUGGUAGCCUGGAAAUGAUUGAUGAGCAUGCUCUUGUAUUUCUGUAGUUCAAGGUUUCUCCAUGGGUACAGUUGACAUUUGGGGCUGGGUCAUUCUUUGAGGUGAUGGUGGUACUGGGCAUUGUAAAAUGUGUAGCAAUAUCUAUGAACUCCAUCCACUUUUAGUAACUGUGACAAUCUGAAGUAUUUCUAGAUAUUGUCAAAUGUCUCUAGGAGGACAAUAGUACCCUUGGAUUAGAAUCAGCAAUUGAACCAGUAGGUAUAAAGGCAGUCAUUCCGUCUUCAGAACAGAGGGCUCUGUAGAUACUUCUAGUCCCUAGAGUAAAGCAAAAGCAAGACCUUGAAGUCAAUAUAUUUUUAUUUUAAUAGGGACAGCAGGAUGAGAUAGAUGGAGAAGAUUCUUUUCAGAGCUUCACAUCAGAGCCAAAGUCAAAUAAAUGCAGUGAUGCUGAGAAGUGCAAGAGAUGUUUGCACCAAGAAUGCAGAUAUUGCAGAAGGAAAUACCAAG